This is a messenger RNA of Hibiscus syriacus, 2023 nucleotides long. RefSeq names its product stress response protein NST1-like. Gene Ontology annotation, biological process: chromatin remodeling. NCBI's taxonomy places the organism in Eukaryota, Viridiplantae, Streptophyta, Magnoliopsida, Malvales, Malvaceae. Gene Ontology annotation, cellular component: Ino80 complex. The coding region runs from base 166 to 1806 and encodes 546 amino acids. The record is from RefSeq and is a predicted model, not a curated record. The transcript has 10 exons.
ACUCUCGGGAAUUUCUCCAUCCAUUCAUCCCAAUCCACGUGUUUGACUGUACAACCCGCCAAACACCUAUUGGUUUUAUUCUCCAUUGAAUUCACUUCCUUCUUUCCUCCUUCACAUGGCGAUCUAAGGUGUUUGUUUCCCAAUUCCACUACUCCCUACCUAGCAAUGGAAGGCCUUGGAAGCUUAGGAUUUAGUAAUGUAAGCACUGCCAUGAGGAAGAAAAGGAGCAGCGCGUCCCGUCGUCCUAGGAGCGAGUCACAACCUCAUACAGAGUUCCAGGAUCUUUCUUCUUUAUCAUCCACACCGCCUUCCGACAAUAAUUUAGUCAAUGUUGACGAUGAGGCAUAUGAAGACUCCGAUGAAGCUUCCGACUAUUGUUCUUUCCAAGGCAGUAGGGACCGUAGGCAUGAUGGAAUUGAUUUGAAAAGAAGCAGUGAAGGUGUCCUUGCACCUAGUAAUUGGAAAAGCGUGAGCAUGGGAGGGAGUUUUGGAAGUGUUUCAGAUGGACUAGAAAAUGAGAAGAAAGUCAAGAAAGUUAAACUUAAGGUUGGUGGUGUUACGCGUACCAUUGAUGCCAAAUCCGUAGGUGAUAGUGCAUCCGGUGCUGGGUCUUCUUCUUCGAAAUCCUCUCACUUUUCUGACGCCCCUCGAUCACUUCAGCGAUCAAGUAUUAAGGACAACUCUGAUGACCACUUCUUUACUUCCGAGAAGGAUGGUAGUUUGCGAGGGGUUCGGUGGAAGGAUUUCUCAAGAGGCGAUAUAGGUGUAAGACAGGUACAUCAGUCAACAGGUAGGGUACCUGCUGAGAAUAUCUCAACAAAGGGUAUAGACAAGCAUGAACCGGUCCGUAAGAGUAAGCGAGUUCCCAAGAAACGCUCAUUAGAAGGAGUGCUUGAUGAUGCAGAAGAUGAUGAUGAGAUUCGAUACCUUGAGAAGGUCAAAACAGCUAGAGUAACUGCUGAUUAUGGCGUAGAACAUGGAGAAGAUGGAGGAAGAAAACAACGGAGGAUAUCCAAGGUAGCGACUAGGAACGUUGACGGCCUUUAUGGCUUAGAUGUUGGAGAUUAUGGUUCGUCAAGAAUAAGCAAGGAGUCUAAGAAGUCAAGAUCAGGAAGAACCUCUGAAGAUACUGAUUAUGUGGAAGAGGAUGAAGAAUUGGUUUCAGAUGUUGAGCUAGAAAAUAGGAGAAAGAAAACCAGAAAGGAAGUUGUAGAUUUCCUGGGGGACAACAAGAAGGAAAUGGCUGUCACUACACGGCAGCGUGCACUGCAAGCAGGCAAAGAUGUCUCUUAUUGUGUUGGCGUUAGUCCGGUUGAGUUCCCGAAUGGAUUGCCUCCUGCUCCACCCAAAAAGCAAAAAGAGGAAAUCUCCGAAGUAGAGCAGCAACUGAAGAAAGCAGAGGCGGCUCAGCGACGCAGGGUGCAGGUCGAAAAGGCAGCUAGGGAAUCUGAGGCCGAAGCUAUAAGAAAAAUUCUCGGCCAAGAUUCGAGCAGGAAGAAACGAGAAGAGAAGUUAAAGAAAAGGCAAGAAGAAAUGGCACAAGAAAAAGCUACGAACUCCAUGGUAGUUGCAUCAGACUCUGUUAGAUGGCUAAUGGGCCCUUCGGGAACAACAGUAACAUUCCCGAACGAGGUAGGCUUACCAAGUAUAUUCGAUCCCAAGCCUUGCGGUUACCCUCCUCCUCGAGAGAAAUGUGCUGUUCCAACUUGUACAAAUCCGUACAAGUACCGAGAUUCGAAAUCGAAGCUUCCCCUCUGCAGCCUGCAAUGCUACAAGGCUAUGCAUGAAUCGUUUACCGCGUGUUAGAGAACGGCACUCGGCGGUAUGAUCCGGCAGGAAACUACGAUCGUAUCAGUUGUGUACAUAAGUUUGUGGAUGGAUACUAUACUUGUGAUACAAUACUAAUAUAUGGAGUGUAGGAGAGAAGGGUAACAAUUAAUAAGGACUUGAAUAUUGCCUUGUAUACUAAUAUAUGAUCGUGAUAAUGAUAGUGUUGUGAUAUUUGUAUCCAUUUCUUGUUGAA